This is a messenger RNA of Olea europaea var. sylvestris, 728 nucleotides long. Its product is annotated as phosphatidyl-N-methylethanolamine N-methyltransferase. Lineage: Eukaryota; Viridiplantae; Streptophyta; Magnoliopsida; Lamiales; Oleaceae. Gene Ontology annotation, biological process: phosphatidylcholine biosynthetic process. The transcript is spliced from 2 exons. Gene Ontology annotation, molecular function: S-adenosylmethionine-dependent methyltransferase activity. The coding region runs from base 81 to 575 and encodes 164 amino acids. The record is from RefSeq and is a predicted model, not a curated record.
AAUCCACAGUUGCACCCAGUUAAUAAUCUCUGUUUUUUUCUUCUUCUGUAAAUCUAUAUAAACUAGUAGAAGAAGAGGAAAUGGGAUUAUGGGCAUUUAUAGGAGUGAUAUCUCCAUUCCCAUUCUACUACUGGCUGUGGACAAACCCACAAUCAUGGGUGGAUCUUUGCGGGAGAGGCCGUGAUCCCUGCAGAGUCAUGGCAUUGGUUUCUCAUUUUCUCAAAAUAAUACAAUUCAUAUCCCUCUUUUCUGUCUCUACGAUUUCUUGGCCGCCAUCGUUUUACUUCUGGCCCCUCUUUAUUGCUGGGCAAUUCCUCAACUUCAGGGUCUAUCAACUGUUAGGAGAAUCAGGGACGUACUAUGGUGUACGUUUUGGAAAGAACAUCCCAUGGGUGACGGAAUUCCCCUUAGGAGUAAUCAAGGAUCCACAGUAUGUUGGCAGUAUAAUGAGUCUUGUUGCAUGUCUCCCUUGGGUUCCCUUCUUCUACAUUAUUACGUGGGUUCUUGGCUAUAUAUUUAUUAUUCUCGUUGAAUCUAAGGAAGAUCCAGCUACUCGUGCCAAACCACACUCCUGAAUUUACUAAUUGCGAAUCAGUUUGAUAUAUUACAAGUUUUUAUCAUUCAUGCAAUCUUGUUAUCAUGGAAGUUAUCGAUUUUUGCUCCUUUGUAAGCAUAUUCUAUUUCAGGAAGCGUUUUUAAUAAAAAUGGCUCUUUUUUGGGUUCUAUGC